AUGAACCGUGCUUUGCUCACCUUGGCCAAGAAUCCGGCAGUUUUCCGCCGUGCUAUUCACAAGGGUGUCGACUCCACGCCGCCUCUUCGAUACACUUCCAUCACCGAGAAGGUUUCGUUUAUUCAUCCUUUAUUGAAGUCAUAAUAGAAGUUAUUUUUUCUGAUUUUUUUCAAAUAGUUUAAGUUUUUAUGAAUGGUAGGAGCUAGAAUGGAACUUGUAAUUCUAGAAAAAUGAUACUUUUUUUAUAAUUCUAUUUAAACCAUCCGAAAAAGAGUUACUUCGUUGUUUUAAGACACCAAAAGCGAAACUGAAAUUAUAGGACAGCUGAAUGACUUACAAACACCGAGCGAGAUUUUUUUUUUCUUACUAUUUUUUGAUCCUUUCCGUUGUGUUCAAAGGAGCAUAGAAAGUUUUCAUGAUUUUUUGAGAGCGAAAAACGUUUUUUCUUCGCCGUUUAACUUCAUAGAACUCAUUUUUCAAACAAAGUAUAAGAAUAAAAAUCAUCUUUUUAUAAUUGUUUUCACACGGUUCAUGGGUUGUAGAUUGGUUUGUACGGCUUCAUUGCGUUCGCCUUCCUGUCGUACCCGACCUACGUGCUUCUCCGGCUCGACCAGCUCCGUCCCCGCACCGACGCCGCCUUGGCCCCAGAAGUCCAGGAGGAAAUCGACGCUCGGGUGGCCGCGCGCAAAGCUCAACACUAG
Caenorhabditis auriculariae is the source of this 701-nucleotide messenger RNA. The record is from the annotation of a GenBank genome assembly. NCBI's taxonomy places the organism in Eukaryota, Metazoa, Nematoda, Chromadorea, Rhabditida, Rhabditidae.